Molecule: messenger RNA, 2514 nt
Organism: Rotaria sp. Silwood1
Lineage: Eukaryota; Metazoa; Rotifera; Eurotatoria; Philodinida; Philodinidae
Source: the annotation of a GenBank genome assembly
AUGGAAGAUACUGUUGAUGAUGACGAUGAAAAACCCAUAGAAAUCGAUGAAGCUCUCUAUUCUCGACAGAUAUACGUCAUCGGUAAAGAAGCUAUGUAUCAAAUGUCUCGUUCGCAUGUACUCAUUUCGGGCAUGCGUGGUCUAGGUGUCGAAAUAGCGAAAAAUAUCAUUCUAGCUGGUGUUAAAUCGGUCACAGUUCAAGACUCGAACACAGUAGAUUAUGCUGAUCUGUCAUCACAGUACUAUUUCAAUGAAUCGGAUAUUGGUAAGAAUCGAGCUGAAGUCGUACAUCAUAAAUUAGCCGAAUUGAAUAAUUAUGUUCAUGUCAAAUUUUCAUCAAAGCGUAUCAACGAUCAUUUAACCGAAGAUAAAAAAUUCAAUAUCAUUGUUUUGACUAAUAGUUCACUCGAUGAACAAAUAUUCAUCAGUGAAUAUUGUCGUAAAUGUCAAAUUAAGUUUUUGAAUGCUAGUACAAAAGGUCUCUUCGGACAAAUCUUUUGUGAUUUAGGUGAAAAUUUUCAAGUUAUUGACACAAAUGGUGAAAAUCCACUCGUUCGAGUUGUAACAGGAAUCACUCAUGACGAAGAUGGUAUUGUAUUUAUGCCAACAGAUGUGCGACAUGGAUUUGAAGAUGGAUCAUAUGUCACUUUUACUGGUGUUCAAGGCAUGACUGAAGUCAAUAAUCGAGAAUUUAAGAUCAACACACCGAGUCCAUUUACAAUCACAAUCGGUAAUACAAGCCAAUUUGGUAUUUAUGAAGGUGGCGGAACAGUGACCGAAGUGAAAAAACCUGAAACAAUACAUUUUGCGAUUACUGGAAAAUUUAUGCCAAUAAGACAAUUUUUAUAUUUCGAUGCUAUCGAAUGUUUACCUGAAGGUAUUUACGAAAUGCCGAAAGGUGAUGACAUUAUGAUAUCAUCCAAAUAUUCACCAAUAUUACCGACUAGAAAAUCUCGUUAUUACUCACAAGAACUCGUGUUCGGCACAGAUUUUCAACAUCGACUUGGUCAAGCCAAAUAUUUUAUUGUUGGCUCGGGUGCAAUCGGUUGUGAAAUGUUGAAAAAUUUUGCUAUGAUGGGUAUCGGAUGUGAAAAAAAUGGUACCGUCUUUCUAACCGAUAUGGAUUCGAUUGAAAAAUCAAAUUUAAAUCGACAAUUUCUGUUUCGUUCAUCAGAUAUUAGCCAAAUGAAAUCGAAAGUAGCAGCAGAGGCUGUCCGAAAAAUGAAUCCGAAUAUCAAUAUCGAUGCUUAUAUAGAUCCUGUUGGACCCGAAACUGAACAUCUCUAUUCGGAUGACUUUUUCGAGCAACUCAAUGGUGUGGUCAAUGCACUUGACAAUGUCAAAGCACGACAAUACAUUGAUCGUCGUUGUUUGUACUAUCAGAAGCCAUUAAUUGAUAGUGGUACGAUGGGUACGAAGGCAAGUGUUCAAGUCGUUGUACCUUUUCUCACUGAACCAUAUUCGGCAACACAUGAUCCAGCCGAUGCAUCGAUACCCAUGUGUACGUUGCGUAAUUUUCCGAAUUUAAUCGAACAUACCAUUGAAUGGGCACGUGACAAUUUUGAGGGUCUAUUCACCAUUCCUGCACAACAGGUCGAAGAAUUCAUACGUGAUUCGAACCAAUUUGCGAAACGUAUUUCACAAUGUAAUACAUCGGCAGACAAGAAUGAAAUGAUUGAAAAUGUCAAGCAGAUACUCGCCUCUGAAAGACCUAAAACUUUUUUCGAUUGCAUUGUUUGGGCCCGAAAUAUUUUUCAAAAACAAUUUUAUAACAAUAUUGCUCAACUGCUCUACAAUUUUCCACUGGAUCAUGUAACGAAGACAGGUGAACGUUUUUGGAGUGGCAACAAACGAUGUCCACAUCCGAUUGAAUUCGAUGUAUCAGAUAAGACUCACCUGGAUUUUAUUGUUGCUGCAUCGAAUCUUAUCGCAUAUAUCUAUGGUAUUCCUCAAGUACUCGAUCAUAGUAAAAUUGCGAGUGAAGUUGUUAAAGUUAAAGUACCCAACUUUGAACCAAAGACGGGUGUAAAAAUCCAUGAAAAUGAUGAAGAAAUACGGGCCGAGAUGGAAGAACAAAGCCGCCAAUCGGUUACGACAUCGAAUAAUGGCGAAGAAGAAAUUAAAGAGAUUCUUGCUCAACUUCCAAAAGCUGAUAAGAUCCGUGAUAUUCAAAUUCAUCCACACGAAUUUGAAAAAGAUAACGAUACAAAUUUUCAUAUUGACUAUAUUGUGGCGACGGCGAAUUUGCGCGCCGAAAAUUAUGAUAUUGAAACAGCUGAUCGAAGCAAAAUUAAACGUAUUGCUGGUCAUAUUAUACCGGCCAUUGCCACUACUACGGCGAUGGUUACUGGUCUUGUUUGUCUCGAAGUUUACAAACUUUUUCAAGGUCAAAAGAAUAUCGAAUCCUAUCGAAAUUCAUUCGCCAAUCUGGCAUUAUCUUUCUUCAGUUUCUCAGAACCUGUGCCACCCACUCGAAAAAAGGUAAAAAUCAAUCUUAUGUACAAGUUUGAAUAA